Messenger RNA from Fraxinus pennsylvanica, 1842 nucleotides. The record is from the annotation of a GenBank genome assembly. Lineage: Eukaryota; Viridiplantae; Streptophyta; Magnoliopsida; Lamiales; Oleaceae.
AUGCCAUUUUGUCGCCUGGGAAUUCCUCUUCCUCAAGCAAAUCAUAGAAGAAACUUGAUGAUGGAAGUGUUGAAUAACGAUGUAAUUACAAGACUGGCAACCUCUUGUAUAAUUUGCCUAUUCCUGUCAAUUCAAUCUACUUGUACAGAAGUGGGUGUAAUUACCAAUGUGAAGCACGAGCUACUGGAGCUCAAUCAAGAUAGUGAAGUGUUGAAAACUUGGUCAGGAGAUCCAUGUCUCCCUCUUCCAUGGCAUGGUUUGUCUUGUGCGCCUCUUAACAGCUCCUCAGUCAUAACUAAACUGGAUCUAUCCUUCGAAAGCCUUACAGGGCCACUCCCUCCCAGUAUCACUAAACUGAUUCACUUGAAGGAAUUGAACUUGAGCAAUAAUAGGUUCACCGGUAGCAUUCCAGAGUUUCCAGCUUCCUCAGCGUUGACAUCAGUGGAUCUGAGCCACAAUGAUCUUACGGGAAAUAUCACAGAACCUCUAAACGCGCUGCCCUAUUUGACAACGUUAUAUUUUGGCUGCAAUCCUCGUUCCAGCCAAAAUCUUCCCUACAGCCUAAACAGAUCGAAUCUUACUACAGACAACGGGAAAUGCUCUGCUCAAGGAUAUUCCCAUUUAAGGAAAAGAAUUUGGAUAGGCAUAGCUGCAGGUGGAUCUCUCUUAGUUAUCAUGGUAUUUGGAAUCUCUUUGGCUUGCCUAUACAAACACAAAAGGAUGGCUCUGCAAAAAUUUGAUGCAAAAGGACACCCGAUGUCAAAGAUUUAUGCAGUUCCAAGCAUGGAUAAUAUUGUAGCAAAGUCCAUAUAUAUCCAGAGCUUUACGUUGCAGUACGUAGAAAUUGCUACAGAAAAGUACAAGACAUUGAUAGGUGAAGGUGGGUUCGGAUCAGUUUACCGUGGUACUCUACCAGAUGGUCAGGAAGUGGCAGUGAAGGUCCGAUCAGCGACUUCAACCCAGGGAACUCGUGAAUUUGACAAUGAGUUAAAUUUGCUCUCUGCAAUUCGACAUGAAAACUUGGUCCCACUUCUUGGCUACUGCUGUGAGAAUGAACAACAAAUUCUUGUCUAUCCAUUUAUGUCUAAUGGCUCCCUACAGGAUCGCCUAUACGGAGCAGCAGCAAAGCGGAAGAUUUUAGAUUGGCCAACCAGACUUUCAAUAGCUUUAGGUGCUGCACGAGGUUUGACAUAUCUUCAUACCUUCUCUGAGCGCUGCGUCAUACAUAGGGAUGUGAAAUCGAGUAACAUACUCUUAGAUUAUAGCAUGUCCGCAAAGGUUGCAGACUUCGGAUUUUCUAAAUAUGCACCUCAAGAAGGGGACAGUGGCACUUCUUUAGAAGUAAGGGGUACUGCUGGAUACUUGGAUCCAGAGUACUAUUCCACACAACAUUUAUCAACAAAAAGUGAUGUCUUUAGCUUUGGGGUUGUUUUACUGGAAAUCGUAAGUGGUCGAGAGCCUCUCAACAUAAAAAGACCACAAAAUGAGUGGAGCUUAGUCGAAUGGGCCAAGCCCCAUAUAAGAAACUCAAGAAUCGAAGAAAUUGUGGACCCUAACAUAAAGGGAGGAUACCAUGCUGAAGCAAUGUGGAGAGUGGUGGAGGUAGCUCUGGCAUGUAUUGAGCCUUACUCAGCUUAUCGCCCAUGCAUGGCUGACAUUGUUCGUGAACUUGAGGAUGCUUUUAUCAUAGAAAACAAUGCAUCAGAAUACAUGAAAUCCAUAGAGAGUUUCGGAGGGUCCCGUCGCUACUCUAUGGAGAGGCCUAUUGUCAUACCACAAACUCAAUUUCCAACUGAACCAUCGGCUAUUGUUAUGCAACCACCACCUCCUCAACCAAGAUAG